CACUCUGUCCACACCCCCUCCCUCUCUAGAGCCAGAUCUCGGGGCUGAUCUGGGCUGGUCCCUGUGGCUUAUAUUCUGCUCUCGCAUGAGUCAGGAAGUGCUGAGUCUUGUGGUCACUUGACCAUUCUGAGCCUCUCCCUCUCUAUCUGCAGCCAGUCUGUGACCUUGUCUCAUUGGGAUCACACGGAAUAUUUGCCACCUCUGCCACUCAGACCCCUUUGCAGCAGCUGUCAAACAAUGGAUACCCUGCCCAAGGCUAUACUGGGAGUCAUCAUCUUCUGCUCCAUGUGGACUGGCUCCGCGGGAAGGAUUGCCUACACGGUUCAGAAACUCUCCGCCUCGGGCAGUCCCUGUCAGUUGGAGCUGAGUUGCUCUAUCGAGACGCAAACGCCGAAAUUCCACUGGCACCGAGGUAGCACCAACAUAUCUGACGACAGCAGGCACCAUGUGAAGUCCGGAGGCGCGCAGCUGACCGUCACACCUGACCCCAACAGCAACAGCGCCGUGUACAAAUGCCUUUCGGAGGCAACCCGAGAGAACCUGUCCGUUGACGUGGCCCCAGCCUGUAACUUCAUUGACGACUUUACGCAAAAAGGCUCUUCGUGCAUGUGCUCCCGAGUUAGGAUGGCCGUGACAAUCACCUUCGUGUGCCUGUGGUUCAGUGCCUUGGGAUUCACCGCCUGCUUCUGCUGUGGACAGACCAGUCAGAAGAAAGCAGGGAAGAAAGGACACACCACUGCCAAAGGUCAGAAGAAAGCAGGGAAGAAAGGACACACCACUGCCAAAGGUCAGAAGAAAGCAGGGAAGAAAGGACACACCACUGCCAAAGACAAUGAGGAGACGCCUGGGCCCAGCUCGGCUAAAGGAGCCUCCAAUACCAACCACCAGCCCCUAAGGAAAAAGAAAGUCAGGAACUACAGUAUGAUACCAACAGCCGCCGAGGCACAUCCACAAGAUUCAACGUAUCAGGCCCUGGGCAAGGACAAAGAAGAAGACUACAGUGCGAUCAGGCCACAGGCAUCUGUUGGGAAGCCCGUGGUGACAUUCUCUGGACUGAACAAAGAGGUCACUGUCGAGUUCUUUCUGCCAGGUGGAGCCAAAGGCCAGGAGUGAGGCAGUCAGCAGCUCACUUACAAGGCCACACAUUCUCUGUAUAAAGCACCUCCCAGAGCUGUCACAGCCCUCCCCGGCGCACCGAGAUGCCUUCCAGAAAUCCCUCAGCGAACACUGGCCUCACCACCGCACCUCUGUAACCUUGGGCAUGCAGCUGGCCAGCUAAUGUGCCACUGGGCUGCAGACUUGCCACUGGGCUGCAGACCUGCCACAGGGCCUACUUACUGCCAGUUUACCAUUCACCCAUAACCUCCACAAUCUCAGUUGUUUCCAACAAGCUUGACUUCCUCACAAAUAUCCCAAUAUCCCAAUAGCACAGAUAUUCCUUCUUCCAGGUUGGCUAAUUCCCAGCAAUUUAUAGCAUUUGCAUUCCACUGCUUCAAAUCAAAUCCGGUGCAAUCCUUCAACAUCGUACCGCUCCCUAUCAUCCCUCCUCCCUGUCCCUGUAACUUCUACCAAUCCCCGACACCCAGCCAGCCCUCCAGAGCUUACACCACUCCCUGUUCCUGUAACCCCCUCCAUGCCUCUACACCCUUCCUUGUCCAUGUAAACCGCUCCAGCCUCUACACCCCUCUCUUUCUCUGUAUCUCCCUCCAGGUUCUGCACCCCUCCCUAUCAGCCUCCAGCCUUAACAACCCACUGAUAUUUCUGCUCCACUUAAUGUAUAUUCACACCACCAGCAGUUCUUCCGGCUUCCAGAUACCCCAACUCUGGAAUUUCCACCCCCCUCAAGGUCCUAUUCGCUCAUUUUCUAUGUCCCCCACUCACCCUCUCCGUUCCACCUCCCCCGUCCCCUUCUCCAGAGUUGAAGCUCCCAUACUAUUACACUUUGGGCACCUCACUGAUUGCUGAGCUAUUAACAUGCCAAUUUUGCAAAGUAUCCUCUGCCAUUUGUGGCAAUGUGUGUGGCUGUUUAUUGAAUAACAAUAAGUAUGCGAUUUAAAAUGUUUC
Leucoraja erinaceus (little skate) is the source of this 2064-nucleotide messenger RNA. RefSeq lists its product as uncharacterized. The transcript is spliced from 8 exons. Lineage: Eukaryota; Metazoa; Chordata; Chondrichthyes; Rajiformes; Rajidae. The coding region runs from base 238 to 1113 and encodes 291 amino acids. The record is from RefSeq and is a predicted model, not a curated record.